Molecule: messenger RNA, 2856 nt
Organism: Andrographis paniculata
Lineage: Eukaryota; Viridiplantae; Streptophyta; Magnoliopsida; Lamiales; Acanthaceae
Product: polygalacturonate 4-alpha-galacturonosyltransferase-like
Exons: 11
Coding region: 554-2590 (678 amino acids)
Molecular function (GO): polygalacturonate 4-alpha-galacturonosyltransferase activity
Source: RefSeq, a predicted model, not a curated record
CUCUAGAGGGUUCCAUGGCGAAAGCUCAACAACCAUGGAUAUGGCUCUUAUAACAGUUUUGGCCCUAAAAAUUUGUCUUUCCUCACUGGAAUCAGUCAUCAUCGUCGUCUUCGCUGCACCUCAAUUCAUUACAUGACUGGAAGUGACGAUGAUAAUAUAUCAUAAAGAAGGAAAGAUUAUAGUCUCAAUGUUGCAUUACGACGUCGUUUUGGGUAAAACGGACCGGGUCGGCCCGGGCCGGGCUCGCUCAUUUCAAAUAAUUGCCUUGGUCCCUUGCUAAACAAAAGUCAGAUGAAGUCGAUGGAUAGAAAAAGUGUCACGCGCACAUUCACUGACGACUGAGAUGCUCUCUUGUGCAAGGAUUAGGAAAAUUUAUCGCCAGAUUAUGAACUGAUACUUCCGAGAUCUGUGUUUUAUCUUCCGCCGGAAGGUGACCAUUUACUCUUGCUGGAGGGGAGGCGUUUCUCGCAGCAGUUCGCAAUGUCGGUGUGGGUGUCGGUGAAGUCCCAUCGCAUCCGCUCGUUGGUUUUGUGAAGUUCUGUGGCAGCAGGGGAUGGCGAUUAAGAAGGGAUUAUUGGCAGGCGGCGGCGGCGGCGGCCAUGGGAGUAAAGGAGUUGGAUCUCGCUAUACUGUUGCUCUCCUUGUGUUGUUUUUCAUCUUCUCGUUCGUCGUUCUCUCAUUUUUAUUUGUCGGCAUCGGCCACUUCGCCCCUGCUUCUUCAGGUCGAAAUGAAUUAUCACUUGUUUCUAGUAAGCAGGAUUUAAAUUGGAGGGAGAGGCUGGCAUUGCAACAUCUCAAACCAUUGUUCUCUAAAGAGGUAAUUGAUGUUAUUAAUGCUAGUAACAACAACCUGGGGCUGUUGAGUGUCGAUUUUUUCCGAAAAAAUAAUCUGUCCUCAUCAUGGAAGCCAGUGGGCUUCCACACUGCUGAGCCUGUCGGCAUAGCAUUCAAGACGGAGCGUAAAGCUCCUGGCGUCCAAGAUGAAAAUACUUCAAAUGAUCAUUCAGUUUUUCUGGAGGCACCGGCUGCGCUUGCCAGAAGGCAAUUGAGGACAAAAAGGCGCGAAAAACGCGCUGCAGAUUUGCUGAAGAAAGAUGAUGAAGUUACGGUAAAGCUUGAAACCGCAGCAAUUGAACGUUCAAAAUCAGUUGAUUCAGCCGUUCUUGGAAAGUACAGUAUCUGGCGAAAAGAAAUUGAUAGUGAUAACGCCGAUUCAACUGUACGCUUGAUACGCGAUCAAAUGAUAAUGGCAAGGGUCUACGUGAGCUUAGCAAGGAUGAAAAACAAGCUCGAUUUGGUCAAUGAAUUACAGAUUCGCCUUAAAGAAAGCCAGCGUUCUUUAGGAGAGGCCACCACUGAUUCGGAUUUACAGCCCAGUGUAUCAGAGAAAAUUAAAUUGAUGGGCCAAGUGCUGUCGAAAGCCAAAGAGCAAUUAUACAGCUGCAAUCUGGUCACCGAGAAGCUUCGAGCUAUGCUACAAUCGGCAGACGAUCAAGUGAGGAGUCUGAAAAAGCAGAGCACAUUCCUUAGCCAAUUAGCUGCCAAGACGAUUCCCAACGGGCUUCACUGUUUAUCGAUGCGCUUGACCAUAGAGUACCACCGUCUUCCUCUUGAAAAACGGAAGUUUCCAGGGGGUGAGAAUCUUGAAAAUCCCGAUCUUUACCAUUACGCUCUCUUUUCCGACAACGUUCUUGCUGCUUCCGUAGUCGUCAACUCUGCCAUCGCAAACGCCAAGGACCCAAAGAAGCACGUAUUCCAUCUCGUCACCGAUAAGCUGAACUUUGGCGCGAUGAACAUGUGGUUUCUCUUGAACCCGCCCGGAAAGGCUACAAUUCAUGUCGAAAAUGUCGACGAAUUCAAGUGGCUCAACUCGUCGUACUGCCCGGUUCUACAUCAGCUCGAAUCCGCUGCCAUGAAAGAGUACUAUUUCAAGGCGGCGCAAACCGGAGCCGGCUCCGCUAACCUGAAAUACCGGAAUCCUAAAUAUCUCUCGAUGCUCAACCACCUCAGGUUUUAUCUCCCGCAGGUUUAUCCGAAGUUAGAUAAGAUUCUUUUCCUCGACGACGACAUUGUUGUUCAGAAAGACCUGACCGGGCUAUGGGCAGUCGAUCUUCACGGAAAAGUGAACGGCGCCGUCGAAACCUGCGGCGAGAGUUUCCACCGGUUCGAUAAAUACCUAAACUUCUCCAACCCUCACAUUGCGAGAAACUUCAAUCCUAACGACUGCGGAUGGGCGUACGGGAUGAACAUUUUCGAUCUGAAGGAAUGGAAGAAGAAAGACAUAACCGGGAUAUACCACAAGUGGCAAAAUAUGAACGAAGACAGGACACUCUGGAAGCUCGGCACGCUCCCUCCGGGGCUGAUAACGUUCUACGGGCUGACGCACCCGCUCAACAAGUCGUGGCACGUUCUGGGUCUUGGCUACAACCCGAGCGUCGAUAGGUCGGAAAUCGAGGGCGCAGCAGUUGUACAUUACAAUGGGAAUAUGAAACCGUGGCUGGAGCUGGCGAUGGCGAGGUAUAAGUCAUAUUGGACGAAGUAUAUAAAACACGAUCACCCGUAUAUGCGCAGCUGCAAGAUAAGCGAAUGAUGAUGAGUCCCCGACGAAUAGGGGUGUCGACGAGUCCGGCGGAGUGGGCGGCGAUCGUCGAUCGGGUAGGGUCGGAUCCGGAGUAUGAGCUGUGGGCGGAUGAGCUGCAGGGGAGUGUGUUCUUACUUGUGCAGAGAUGUGUUUGUUGUUGUCAAGUGAAGAAGACGACGUUGCAGGUUAUAUUCUUUAUAUGGCUUCAUUGGAAUGGGUAUGAUUGUUCUUUUAGUAUUAUAUAUAUAUAUAUACAUAUUAUUGUUACUAUGCAA